AUGCUUAGAUGUAGGAUAUGGAACGAGCGAAGCAGUGCUUACGUCUGCGCCUUCUGCCGCCACCCCGCCCUGCAGCGGCAGCGUGAUCUCGGUCGACCAAACUACUCCGAUUCGACGAAGCAUGUAUCGACCGGCAGCAGAGGAUUCGCGUCAUGGGGAGGUGGCAAGGGCUCUAUCGGCUCGGGCAUUCCUAGGAAGUCACCCGGUCCGGCCAACGGCUUCGGAUGGGGAGCGUCGGCAUUUGGUGCAGGCACGCCGUCAAAAGCACCGAGCCCCGACGGCCCAGCAGUAGCGGCCCCCGUAGAUCGAAGCAACGACGUCGAUGAUGGGCUUUUACCACACGAGCGCGCCGCGCGCCAAAAGCUAGCCACCCACAAAGCCGCACAGGAGAAGGCCGUGCAGGACAAAGCUGAUGCGACGAGAAAGGCCCAGGAUGCUUUAGGGCAGCCCGACCCGAGACAACGAGGGCCUAAGGGAGGUCUCGGUAGCGGUCUUGGAAGUGGAGGCGUUCGAAGUGGCGCGCAAAGAGGCUUGGGAAGAGGCCUUGAGAGCGUCCCUACAAGUGCAGGAGGAAGAGAGGAAGAAAAGAAGCCGAGGCAGUUUUUCAGUGGCUUAGGAGAUGGCCGUAAAGGAGGCCUUGGAGGUGGCCUUGGAGGAAGCUCUAAAGGUGGCUUGGGAGAUGCCAACACAAAACCGCGAACUCAAGGCGGUCUCGACGAAAGGCCUUCACGUUCAGCACCAAGAUCCGACUGGAGACAUCGUCAUGAUUCAGAUCAAGCCCCGCCAAGCACACCUGUACCGCAUCACCGACGCGCUGAAAGAGAUGGUCUCGGUGGUCUGUCGUCCCAGAGGGACUCGCGUCAGCGGAAUGGUCUCGGCAAGUCAAACGCACUGGGCUCGGGCAGCUGGAGCCAACUCUCAAAGAGGACUCAAGACUCUAGCAUUGAUUCCGAGGGACUUUCGAGAGAGAACUUUUUCACCAAAUUUCAAGAACGGGUGGCCGAAAGCCCCACCCGGAACGACAGAAACCCACGAUCAUCACGCUCAGAACUUGGUGGCUUGAGCGAAGACAUAUCGGGGGACUAUGCACAAGCCGCACCGAACACGUCUCAAAAGCCAGAGUCCAAGACAAGAGAGUUCGAUGAGUCCUACGAGAUCAACCGUGACUCUCGACGACGCGAUAAGACUAGCAACCGUCGCGGGGAUAGUCACGCAUCCUCUCGGGGAUCGCACAAGUCAAAAGGGCAGUCACGGUGGGAGGACGAAAAUGAUGAAUGGGAAGAUGGUGGUAUAAGUCCAGCCGAACGCCGCCGUCAGAAGGCUGAGGCAAAAGCACAAAGAGCUGCGGAAGCUGCAGCAGCUGCAGCAGUCCCGAGUAUCUUCCUGCCUGAGUUCAUCAGCAUAUUAAAUUUGGGCUCAGCGCUGAAGAUGAAGAGUCGCGAGUUUCUGAAGGCUCUGGCAGAAAUGGGCUUCGAGGACAUUACCGAGGACAGCAUCAUGACGGGAGAAACCGCGGCUCUAGUCGCUCAGGAGUUCGGGUUUGAACCAAAAGUUGAUACCGGCGCUGCGAGGGAUCUCAAAUCUCGGCCUCCUCCGGAAGAUGUCUCGGUAUUGCCGCAACGGCCCCCUGUUGUGACCAUCAUGGGCCAUGUCGAUCACGGAAAGACUACGCUCCUCGAUUACCUCAGGCAAUCUUCUAUUGCGGCGCAAGAACACGGCGGUAUCACUCAGCACAUCGGUGCCUUCAUGGUAAAGAUGUCUGAAGGAAAGCUCAUCACCUUCCUCGACACACCUGGUCACGCGGCCUUCUUGACCAUGCGCCAACGUGGUGCCAACGUCACGGAUAUUGUGGUCCUGGUUGUGGCAGCUGACGACAGUGUCAAACCCCAGACUCUGGAGGCUCUGAAGCAUGCCAGAUCCGCAAAGGUGCCAAUGAUCGUGGCCAUCAAUAAGUGUGAUAAGGAAGAUGCGCGCCCGGAUCAGGUCAAGGCAGACCUCGCUCGCCAUGGUGUCGAGAUCGAAGACUUUGGUGGUGACGUACAAGUUGUUUGUGUGAGCGGAAAGACUGGUCAAGGCAUGGCUGAGUUGGAGGAGAACAUUGUCACCUUGGCUGAAAUUCAAGACAUGCGAGCCGAAGCCGAUGGUAUGGCUGAAGCGUGGGUGCUUGAAGCCAGUAUAAAGCCAUAUGGCAAGUCUGCCAACGUGCUCGUCAAGCGUGGCACUCUACGCCUCGGCGACUUCAUUGUCGCAGGCACUGCCUGGGCUAGGGUUCGAGUUUUGCGAAAUGAGGCCGGACAGGAGUUGGACGAGGCGCCACCUGGAACCCCUGUCGAGGUUCUGGGCUGGAGAGACGAGCUACCUGCUGCUGGUGACGAGAUUCUUCAGGCACCCGACGAAGACCGAGCGAGGGUGGCUGUCGACUACCGCGAGGAGAUGCGGGAGAGAGAGGCAUCUUCGAAGCAGUUGGCUGAGCAGGAGCUUCGCGAACGUGAGGCCAAGAUUGCUGCUGAGAUUGCGGCAGAGGUUGAGGCAGCAGAUGGAGAUGCCGUCGAACCGGCUUCAACCACGAAAAUUAUCAAUUUCAUGGUUAGAGGUGACGUCGUGGGCUCCGUCGAAGCUGUAUGCGCGACUAUUAACGAGAUUGGCAACAAUGAAGUGAGGCCUCGUAUCCUCCGGUUUGCGGCUGGCCAGGUUUCCGAGUCAGAUGUUGAGCAUGCUGAGGCGUCGAACAGUGUCAUUGCCAACUUCAACAGUACCGUCCCCGGCCAUGUCAAGGCCAUGGCGGAGCAAAAGGGCGUCAGAAUUAUAGACCACAGCGUCAUCUAUCACUUGGCAGACGAUGUCAAGCAAGUCAUGUCAGAGUCCUUGCCGGAUAAGGUGUCGUCCAAGGUUGUCGGCGAGGCGGAUAUCCUUCAAAUUUUCCCCAUCAACAUCAAAGGACGCAAGUAUAAGAACAUUGCCGGAUGCAAGGUCAGAAACGGUUCGGUCACUCGGUCAACCAUGGCGCGCGUUCUGCGCGGAGGCGAAAAGAUCUUUGAAGGCAAGAUUGAUACUCUCAAGCACGGCAAGAAAGAUGUAAACGAAAUCAGAAAGGGCUCCGAGUGCGGUAUUGCCUUUGACGGAUUUACAGACUUCCAUGUUGGCGAUCAAAUCCAGAUGUACGAAGAGGUGAGGGAGAAGAGGUCUUUGUAA
Molecule: messenger RNA, 3192 nt
Organism: Colletotrichum paranaense
Lineage: Eukaryota; Fungi; Ascomycota; Sordariomycetes; Glomerellales; Glomerellaceae
Product: translation initiation factor IF-2
Exons: 3
Coding region: 1-3192 (1063 amino acids)
Biological process (GO): translational initiation
Cellular component (GO): cytoplasm
Molecular function (GO): GTP binding; translation initiation factor activity; GTPase activity
Source: RefSeq, a predicted model, not a curated record